This is a messenger RNA of Linum trigynum, 1557 nucleotides long. The record is from the annotation of a GenBank genome assembly. Lineage: Eukaryota; Viridiplantae; Streptophyta; Magnoliopsida; Malpighiales; Linaceae.
AUGGCUGGGUACUAUAGAAGGUUUGUAGAGGGUUUCUCUCGCAUUGCUAGACCUUUGACCCAACUGCUGCGCAAGGGAAUGAAUUAUUUUUGGAGUAAGGAAUGCCAGGAAGCAUUUGAGGAGCUUAAGAGGAAGCUUACUACUGCACCAGUACUCACACUACCAUCAAGCGAGGGAGAGUAUGCCAUCUAUAGUGAUGCAUCAUAUAAGGGGUUGGGUUGUGUUCUUAUGCAAAAUAAGAAGGUGAUUGCUUAUGCUUCAAGGCAGUUACGACCACACGAAGUGAACUACCCAACCCAUGAUCUCGAGUUAGCUGCAGUCGUGUUUGCUCUAAAACUAUGGAGACACUAUCUUUAUGGUGAGACUUUCAAGAUCUUCACGGAUCACAAGAGUUUGAAACAUCUCACGGAUCAAAAGGAGUUGAUUAUGAGACAAAGAAGAUGGGUGGAGUUGUUGGGUGAUUAUGAUUGUACCAUUGAGUACCACCCUGGUAAAGCUAAUGUGGUGGCUGAUGCACUAAGCAGGAAGGAGCACAGCCCAAUAUCUGAACUUGUGGCACUCAGGGCUAUGAAUGUGGAACUACAACUGGAGGACGCUACUAGCAUGAUGGCUAAUUUGAAGAUUAGACCACUAUUGCAUGAUCGAAUUAAGGAAAAGCAGAAGGAUGAUCCAGUUUUGGCCAAGUUUAUUCAAGAGGUACAAGAUGGCAAAGAUACUAAGUUUGAAAUCACAGAUGGAAUGUUACUCUUCCAGGGUAGAGCUUGUGUACCUAAUGUGGAGAAUUUGAGACAAGAAAUCCUGGAUGAAGCUCAUUGUGCACCUUAUUCCAUGCACCCAGGAUCGACCAAGAUGUACCGGACUUUGCAAGAACACUUCUGGUGGCCCAAUAUGAAGAGGGAGGCAGCUGAGUUUGUGCACAAGUGUUUGGUCUGUCAAAUGGUGAAAGCCGAGCACCAAGCUCCAGCAGGGAAGCUAAAGCCACUUGAGAUACCAGAGUGGAAGUGGGAACACAUCACCAUGGAUUUUGUAUAUGGACUACCGAGGACGGAGUGGGGUAACGAUGGAGUUUGGGUGAUUGUAGAUCGUCUCACUAAGUCAGCACACUUCAUCCCCAUCAAAUUCAAGCCAGGGGUGGAUGCAUUGGCAGACUUGUAUGUACAAGAGGUGGUACGACUACAUGGAGUUCCUCUAACCAUAGUAUCAGAUCGGGAUCCUAGUUUCACUGGCCAAUUCUGGAAGAGCCUUCACAAGGCUUUGGGAACCAAGCUCCAAUUCUCAACUGCCUACCAUCCUCAGACUGACGGACAGACAGAGAGGACUAUACAAACGUUGGAGGAUUUAUUGAGGGCUUGUACACUGCAGAUGAGGGGAUCGUGGGACAAGUAUCUCCCUCUAAUGGAGUUUGCUUAUAAUAAUCAAUACCACAGCUCCCUAAAGGCGUCACCAUAUGAGGCCUUAUACGGGAGAAAAUGCAGAUCUCCCCUAUAUUGGGAUGAGGAAGGAUUAAGGCAGAUUGAGGGCCCACAACUAGUACAAGACACAGUCGACAAAGUUUAG